CAUCGUCACCCAUCCCUACUACAACACCUCGCCGUCUCGGACCGGAUCGUCUGCCUCGGUAGCAACAUCUACAAGGUCAUCGCCUACCAUCUCCUCAUCGUCUGCGAUCUCAUCCCAUCCGCCUCUUGAAGCCCCGUGUUUGAAUCAAGCAGCCUCAAUAUCCACACUACGCCAUGCCUUCCCGCGGCUACUUUCACGACGUCGUCAUCGAGGAGUCGGAAGAGGACGAGGAGCUGGCUCAGGUAUCAUCGCCAGGCAAGACGCCCACUCGGCGGACACCCCGCUCAGGAUCUCUUGGCCCUACUUCGCCUACAGCAGAGCAUGGUAUCGGUGCUACCGGCAGUCCAGAGCAGCCCGCCGGAUCGUCGACCUCUGCAGGAAUAUCGGCCCUCCAUCGGCCGGGUCCAUCGGUUCUCACAGGCCUCUCACACUCCAAGCGAUCCACUUCCGAGCAAAGUGCCAUACCACCCACUGCCAGCUCAGGCAGCCCCUCGCCCUCAUCCUCGGCCGGCAGAGUCCCAGCGGCAGGCGCCGGUACCCGUACCGGACCCCGUCCCGUUCCUCGGUCCUCUUCUUCGCUGAGACACGUCUCUUCAACGCGCACCAAGACACUCUCCUUUGGCGCUCUACCAGAAGAUGGUCCUUCUAGUAGCAGCACCCACUACAAUGAUACAGGGUCGACUGUACAGCGCAGGAUCGAUGCGAACGCAAGAAGAAGGAGGGAGAUGCUCCAGCAAGAAGACUUCUGGGCUGCCGGCAGCGACGACGAAGAGCGCGAUGAUGGCAAUGCCGCUGUGAGGCCUUCCGCUUUCGAUCUGAGGAAACCUCUGCCAUUGGAGAGUCUCGACAGCGAUGAGGCCGAUUCCGAUACCAUCAUUAGACCGGCUACACGCGGUCUCAAAGGCAAAGGUGCCAACCGCAAUACAAAGGGCAGUGGAGGCACACAUCCUAUCACGGGCGCUUCUGCUCGCAACGAGCUCAAUGAUUCCACGACGGAGGACGAACAUCGCUUCGACUCUGGAGAGGAGACGUGGAGUGACGCUUGGCAGGAUGAGGUGCACGAUGAGACUCCACGAGUAGAAGAUGAGCGACCGAGACCCCCUGCGAGUCAAGAGCCAAGUGCAGAGGACAGCCUAAUACGCAAGAGUCAUCCACCCCGUUAUUUGAAUCAAGAUCCUGGCGGUCCAUCUUCGACGGGCCCGCGGAGGGCACCUUGGCAUCCUCGUGGCCCUCGUAACCAGCGCCCUGAGGCCUCUCCGCCCCUGAUGGCCCGAACGUACAGUGGUGUGCAAACACCCGGCUUCCAUUACCCAGCUGCCCUCAACACCCCCAUGGAAGAUUCUCCUGGCGGCGAUUUCCCCGAGUACGAGCCUAGACAGAGGCUCGAGUGGCAGACGAUGCUCGAGUCUGUCUUGGCUUCAGAAGUGCUCAGAAGUGAGACCAAGAGAAUCACCAGCGUCGAUGCUCCCGAUCUCAGCAGAGAGCAGCUCAUGUACAGGAGAUGGCUGGACAUUCGAGCUAGCUUGAGAGGUAGGGGUCAUCAGAAGGGCGCUGUUGAUUCAGAGGAGAAGAGGUUGAAAGAUUCAUGGCCGGAGAUGCUCAAGAGCGUCGUCCAAGAGGUCAAGGCUUGUCGCGCCGCCCAAGAGGCCGAAGAGGUCGAGGCUGCCAAGACUGCUGCUGUUGUCCAGCCAGAUUCGGAAGACGGCCGUAUCUCACCCACUGCUCCUGCUCCAAGUCACGAGCAUCACAGCAAGAAGAGGCCAGAGAUCUUCAGCGAGGAAAAGGACGAGGAGAUCUUCCAAGAAAUCGGAGACCUCCUUGUCAGAGUCGAUGCAGCAGAGUCGCAAUUCCCUUCUUCGCGAAAGGUCAAUGAGGUAUUACCAGCGUGGAAUGAGCCAGCUUUCCAGCUCAAGCUCGAGGCGCUUCGCGCUUGGCACAAUACCAAGAGUCUAUUGCGACUCCACUUGAAGAUCCUCAAGGAGUGGACAGGAAGUGAGACACUCGAGAUCGAUGUCCCGCAAAAGUCACGCAAUACGAAGAAUGACGAUGCAUUCUCACUCCUGGCCCGUGUCAAUGGCGAUGUGGAAGGCACGACUUUCGUCGAGAGGAUACUCAAGGAGGAUUCCCUGCAGUCCACCUUUGAGAACCGGACCUUGAACAAUCUGAACAAUCUAGUCAUCAAGACGAGAGAUACUAUCAAGCAGUAUCACAACUCCUUCUGCUCGAUGAAGCUCCCCUCCUUUGCUCCCGAGCUGGUGGAACUCAUCUCCUUCCCGAUGAGGCUGAUGGAAGGAGCUCUACGACUUCGCUUGGACUAUGCCGGCAAGAUCAAGGAGCCUUCAUUGCUCAUCAUCGACUCCCUCACCGACGAUCUGCGUUCGGCUUUGAACAUGGCGCUUCGAACGAAACAAAGCUACCAGAGCAUCAUGGUUCCUGACCCUUUGAAUGGCUGGGACUUGCAUCCUUCCAUUGGUCAAAGCUACGACGUGAUCUUGCGAGAUGCACUGAGGUUCUUCUUCCGCUUGAUCAGCUUCAAGCUCAAAGGAAGCAUCUUCUUCAAGGAGACGGAGAUUCUAGACAAUGAGUGGCUGUUCUUGAGCAACGCGGUGUCAGUCAUUGAAGGAGGAGACGUCAUCGUGGCCAAGAGCAUCACAAAGAUUGUCAACAAACUCUUUGCUCGGAUUUGCACCUACUUCGAGCGAGAACUCUCGGCUCCCUCGACGACUCGGGGUAAAUCUGCCAAGGUGGCCGAUAGCACUGCGACUGGACCUGCGCCUCCUGGCACAGAAGUCACCGGGCGUGGUCCUUCCCUCGCGGGCGGUCUGACAAAGGGUACCGUCCAUCUGACCUUGAGCGAAAAGGUCAAGUGGAUCCAUGCAGUCUUCGACAAUGUCCGCAUUCGCAGUCGUAAGCUUCUUGGUUUUGCUAGAGAUAUCAGGAAUCGUCUUGACAACUCGGCCGAGUACGACCUGGGAAGUUUGAGGCCGCCUUCCGAUGGUCAAACAGACAAUGUUGACGCGGGCGAGGUCGAUGGUGCUGCAGGUGCCAGUGCGGCUGCCAAAGACGCUGUCGCUCAGCAAGGAGGUAUGGACCUCAAUCGCUUUCUGCAGACGCUCAUCAAUGCCAACUACUUCUUAGUGUACACGGAAACGUACGAAGAACAAGGCAUCUACAUCAUUGCAGAGCCUAGUCUUCACGACAAGCCUGAAGUGAUCCAGGAGUUGUUGGGCAAGUGUCUCAUUAGGGUCACACUCGCACCGCGUAUACCCACUCAGGCCGACCCGGUGUACGGGACUGCCGAGGAAGUAGGCGGCACUGCGGAAGGCACCAACCCAGAGGAGGGAGAGGUGACCGCUGCUGCUGCCGCCGCUGCCGCCGCUAGGCACGAGGCCGAAGAAGAGCCACCCCGAUAUCUUCUGCUCUUGACACCUCGAGAUCCCUUCCUCUGGACUGGCCGAGUCAUGACUCACAGGAUGGAUCCCGUCGAGGUCAAUCUUGGUGAGAGACGGUUGCGUCUCAUUGCCGAUGGAUCGAAAGAGCGACUUGCAAAGUGCAAGAAGCACUUCUACAAUGUCUUUGCCACUACUUCUGAUUUGCCUCCAGACAGCACUCUGAAACCGGCGACUGGACGACCAAGAAAAGGUACCACUAGCGCCAGUGCUCCGCCUGCCGUCCCUACUCCCGCUGCUGUAGAGGAGGAGAUGAGUGUGCCCGCUGGUUUCCCUCUGGAGGUCAUCAGUGAGCACAUGGCUCACAUGGCUGACGUCCAGCAGGAGUUGCGAAGCAUCAACAAGGGUGUGUAUAUGCUAUCCAAUACGAUCCUCAAUGCUGUUCCUGGGGUGAGAAGAAACAUGCGCGGCCGGCACCUCAAGCGUAAAGGCAACAACUCCUCAAUGACGAACAAGGCUGCCAGUGAUGAGACGGACGAGUUGAUCCAGAACUGUUUCAGCAUGGCUGCAGAACAGGGCUUCCGAUCUCUACCCUUCAUCGAGUCGGCUCGUCUGAGGGGAUACAUGACCUUGGCUCUUGCACGGCAGGCCAUCGAUUGGGUCGGCUUCAUCUGCGACGACUGCAUUCCUUCGGACCGCAAGACGUUCAAGUGGGCCGUAGCUGCUCUGGAGAAUGCGGUGCAGGUGACGAGGAAUGAGAAUAUCUUCCACCUCAACGAAGACGACUUCAACUUGAUGCGGACCAAAGUCGCAAGCUGUGUCGCACUGCUCAUCUCGCACUUUGAUAUUCUUGGAGCUCGAAGCAGUGUAGCCAAGGCUAAGGAAGAAGAGCACAGGCUGACGCAGGAGAAGGCAGAUCGAGCUGCUACGGCUGCAGCGAAAGCUGCUGCUGUCGAGUCGGGGCAGGAUGCGACCGUGGUAGAGCAAAGACACGUCGUAGCUCUGAAGCUGAUCGAGGGCAUGGGCGGUGCAGGUCCUCCACCUAUGCUCAACCGAGCCGAUUCGGGAAUGGAAGCUACUGAAGAGCGAUGGGUCACCAAGAUGAUCGAAUGGGACCAGGCUCGCCAAGCUAUCGAAUCGGAGCAACGACUAAUCGGUCGCGUCCUCGACGACACGCGUCUGGAGGAUCAAGGACUGCAAUUCCUCGCUUCCUCCUCGAGUCGUAUACAGAUUCGCUGGCAACAGGGUCGCUUCAUCGGAGGCGGCACGUUCGGCACUGUGUACCUCGCUGUGAAUCUCGACUCGGGUGGUCUGAUGGCCGUCAAGGAGAUUCGCUUUCAAGACAUUUCCAGCACUCCCUCGAUGUACAAGUCCAUCAAGGACGAAAUGGACGUCAUGGAGAUGCUUAGCCAUCCGAAUAUUGUCGAGUACUAUGGUAUCGAGGUGCAUAGGGAUAAAGUCUAUAUCUUUGAGGAGUAUUGUCAGGGAGGAAGCUUGGGGCAGCUACUUGAGCACGGCAGGAUCGAGGAUGAAGCGGUGAUUCAGGUGUACACGCUACAGAUGCUCGACGGUCUCGUCUACUUGCAUUCUCAGGGCGUGGUGCACCGAGACAUCAAGCCAGACAACAUUCUCUUGGACCAUGAAGGAGUCAUCAAGUUCGUCGACUUCGGUGCUGCCAAAGUCCUGGCCAAGAACACCCGCACUGUACAGCGCUCCCGUCGGACGGGCUUCGUGGGCGGCGGUGCGGGCAACAUGGCUGGUAUGGUCGGUCCAGACGGCAAGCCCGUAGGUGCGGCAGCGGUGCAGUCGCUGCAAGGCACGCCGAUGUACAUGUCUCCCGAGGUGAUCAAGGGGGAAAACAAGGGCCGCCGAGGCGCAAUGGACGUCUGGUCCCUCGGAUGCGUCGUUCUGGAAUUUGCCACGGGACGAAGACCCUGGAGUCAACUGGACAAUGAGUGGGCCAUUAUGUUCCACAUCGGAAUGGCGCAACAGCACCCACCUCUCCCGGAGCCGGGUCAGCUGAGCGAACAAGGCAUAGAUUUUAUCCGACAGUGUCUCAUGAUCGACCCUUAUGACCGGCCUUCGGCGGCGGAGAUGCGUGAGCAUCCCUGGAUUCAAGACCUCGUAGAGCAACUCAACGCUGCCGCCAUCGAAGAGGAUGCCGCCUCGUCCAUGGCCGAUGGAGCGUCUUCUGUAGGCAUCAACAGCGUCGACUAUUCUGCCAGCGGUGCUGGUUCCGGUGGAGGUGGAGGGGCCGGUAGUGGCGGAGCAGGGGGUGGGAAUAGCGCCCUCUCUUCUCUGUCGUCAUCGACGGUGCCAAUCAUUUCUACACAGGGACACGAUAGCGCGGCAGGGGUGGCGGCAAUGGCGGCUACGCCUGCCACGAGGAGUAUCAAUAGCUUCAUUGCCAGCAGACCACCCACGGGCUUCUAAGGACAAGAGGAGGAGACGAGGAUUAGGGGAGCAGCGGUGCGGACAAAGGGUUCAUCCAGAACGGUAGAUGUUCUGAAUGGUGUAAGAAUUGAUAGUAGAGCCCAGUAAAGUAAAGGUAGACGGAGGCGCGUGUGGAACGGGUUGUGUUGUCAUCGCAAUAUGUACGAUUAAUCUCUAUCGCGCUGCAUCUCUCGUGGAAAGAUUACGCAUACAUUAUAGCCACAGCGUCAGGGACCACACAAUUGCAUCUAUCUACAUGAGACCAUCCACCACACCGACCUCGCCUCCACUCCCCAAUCUCAAUUCCCCACCGCCCUAUUCCUGUUCUGAACCGAGAC
Molecule: messenger RNA, 6160 nt
Organism: Microstroma glucosiphilum
Lineage: Eukaryota; Fungi; Basidiomycota; Exobasidiomycetes; Microstromatales; Microstromataceae
Exons: 1
Coding region: 174-5822 (1882 amino acids)
Biological process (GO): protein phosphorylation
Molecular function (GO): protein kinase activity; ATP binding
Source: RefSeq, a predicted model, not a curated record